This is a messenger RNA of Echinococcus granulosus, 414 nucleotides long. RefSeq lists its product as hypothetical. The transcript has 4 exons. NCBI's taxonomy places the organism in Eukaryota, Metazoa, Platyhelminthes, Cestoda, Cyclophyllidea, Taeniidae. The coding region runs from base 1 to 414 and encodes 137 amino acids. The record is from RefSeq and is a predicted model, not a curated record.
AUGUCCGCGAUUGCGCGGGGCACUCAUGAAUCGUUGGCAGCGAUAAUCUGUUCAGUUGCUAGUGUUGGGUCGCGCAACACUACUGUUACCGCUUUUGCUUCCACAACUAUGGCCGGGCCUGAUUUCCAAGACAGGUGGUUUUCAGAUGAGAGUCUACGGAGUUUAAUAUUUGCACCGGACUCGGGGGAGGUGGUAACAGCAUUCGAGUCCUUUCAAUCCUCUGUCUGUUCCCCCGUUGAUGAGCGGCUUCAACGCCAGUGCUUCUCCGAACUACCCGCAGAUCAAUAUGAGGUGCUGGAGGGCUCACCCGUGCGCAUGCGGUGUCGGGUAUCCUGGCAGAGUGGAAAGGCACAGUGGCGAGCUCACAACACGCUUCUCGUAAGGUCCUGUGAUCCCUAUGAGAGUGCAUUUUAA